CCGGAAGCGAGCAUGGCGGCCGCCGGGGCCGCGGGGGCCGCGGCUACGGAUCUAGAAGUGAUCCGGGGCAAACGCGCCGCCCUCUUCUUCGCUGCGGUUGCCAUCCCGCUGGGAUUGCCGCUGUGGUGGAAGACCACGGAGACGUACCGGGCCCCUCUGCCUUACGCCGAGAUCAGUGGGCUGAACGCCCUGCAGCUACGGCUCAAGGUGCCAGUUACUGUGGUGUUUACCCGGGAUUCAGUGCCUCUGGACGACCAGGAGAAGCUACCUUUCACGGUUGUGCACGAAAGAGAGAUCCCUCUAAAAUACAAAAUGAAAAUCAAAUGCCGUUUCCAGAAGGCCUAUCGGAGAGCUUUGGACUAUGAGGAGGAAGCCCUAUCAUCGAGCAGUGUGCAUGAGGCAAAAGCCAUGUUAGCCGAGCCUCAGGACCAAGCAGAGGGCUCCCUGACUGUGUAUGUGAUCUCUGAAAACUCUUCACUCCUUCCCCAGGACAUGAUGAGCUACAUUGGGCCUGAGAGGACAGCAGUUGUACGGGGGAUAAUGCACCACGAGGCUUUUAACAUCAUUGGCCGUCGUGUGAUCCAAGUAGCCCAGGCCAUGUCUUUGACUGAGGAUGUGCUUGCUGCUGCUCUAGCUGACCAUCUUCCAGAGAACAAGUGGAGCUCUGAUAACAGGCGGCCUCUCAAGUCCAGCUUGGGGUAUGAGAUCACCUUCAGUUUACUCAAUCCAGACCCCAAAUCCCAUGAUGUCCACUGGGACAUAGAGGGGGCUGUCCAGCGCUAUGUGCAGCCCUUCCUGAAUGCCCUCAGUGUUGUUGGCAACUUCUCUGUGGACUCCCAGGUAUAUCACUGUGACCAGGUAGGGAAAACACAGGAGAAAUUUAGCAAGUCUUGGAAACCUGGAUCCAGUGCUGCCUCCUUGUAUCCUGUGCUCAACUUCCUACUCUAUGUGCCUGAGCUUGUCCACUCCCCACUAUACAUUCAGAACAAAAAUGGGGUUCCAAUGCCUACAAACGCCUUCCACAGUCCCCGCUGGGGUGGCAUUAUGGUAUAUAAUGUUGACCCUCAAACCUAUAAUGCCUCUGAGCUGCCAGUGAGAGUGGAGGUGGACAUGGUACAAGUGAUGGAAGUGUUCCUGGCUCAGUUGCGGCUGCUCUUUGGGAUUGCUCAGCCCAAGGUGCCACCAAAAUGUCUUCUUUCAGAGUUUAAGAGUGAAGGACUAAUGACCUGGGAGCUAGACCGGCUGCUCUGGGCUCGGUCAGUGGAGAAUCUGGCCACAGCCACCACCACCCUCACCUCCUUGGCUCAGCUUCUGGGCAAGAUCAGCAACAUUGUCAUCAAGGAUGAUGUGGCAUCUGAGGUGUAUAAGGCUGUGGCUGCAGUCCAGAAGGCAGCAGAGGAGUUGGCCUCUGGGCACUUGUCAUCUGCCUUUGUCGCCAGCCAAGAAGCAGUGACAUCCUCUGAACGUGCCUUUUUUGAUCCUUCACUCCUCCACCUCCUCUAUUUCCCUGAUGACCAGAAAUUUGCCAUCUACAUCCCACUCUUCUUACCUAUGGCUGUGCCCAUCCUCCUGUCACUGGUCAAGAUAUUCCUGGAGACCCGGAAGUCCUGGAAAAAGCCUGAGAAGAUAGACUGAGAGGGAAGCAUCUUAGUAGAAAGCCUUCCUUUCUGGCCAGUGUGGGAGGUGGUGGGUUGAGAAGCAUCUCAGUGAAGCCUGAUGGGGAUGACUUGUCUCCAGUCUCCUCUGUUGGUUCUCUGACAACACUCCAAGAUGGGCUCAUCCUUCUUCCCUUUCCUCAGGUUCUGGUCCUCUACUAUCACUUCCAGAAGUCUCAGAAGACAUCUGAGAGCUGGGUGCUGGUGACUCAUGCCUAUAAUCUUAACUACUUAGGAAGCUGAGCUCUGAG
Dipodomys ordii (Ord's kangaroo rat) is the source of this 1906-nucleotide messenger RNA. It is a transcript of the gene Pigs, whose product is annotated as phosphatidylinositol glycan anchor biosynthesis, class S. The record is from RefSeq and is a predicted model, not a curated record. Bases 13 to 1635 code for a protein of 540 amino acids. Gene Ontology annotation, biological process: attachment of GPI anchor to protein. Lineage: Eukaryota; Metazoa; Chordata; Mammalia; Rodentia; Heteromyidae. The transcript is spliced from 13 exons. Gene Ontology annotation, cellular component: GPI-anchor transamidase complex.